This is a messenger RNA of Monopterus albus (swamp eel), 2619 nucleotides long. RefSeq names its product solute carrier family 12 member 3-like. The transcript has 23 exons. Bases 1 to 2619 code for a protein of 872 amino acids. NCBI's taxonomy places the organism in Eukaryota, Metazoa, Chordata, Actinopteri, Synbranchiformes, Synbranchidae. Gene Ontology annotation, biological process: chloride transmembrane transport; sodium ion homeostasis; sodium ion transmembrane transport. Gene Ontology annotation, cellular component: apical plasma membrane. Gene Ontology annotation, molecular function: sodium:potassium:chloride symporter activity. The record is from RefSeq and is a predicted model, not a curated record.
AUGGGGCAGUUGAAAUCCAAAUGUGACGGGUUGGUCCCAGGCUUUGCCCCUCGUGUUCGCACCUCAACCCUCGAAGAGGGACCUCCAAGUGCACCAGAGCACCAUGGUUCGAGGAUGGAGCUGCAGAAAUCUUCCUUGUAUAGCACAUUAGACCAGGUGCCACAGCUGGAGCAUUAUGCUAGUACCCUGCCACGGCAGCAGCAGGCAAGGAGCCGACCUUCACUGGGAACUCUCCGCAGGGUAUCUAAGGAAGUGGAGGCAGGGAUGGAGAUGGCAAACGUUGCCUCAGACUCGGGAGUUAGCAGUUUGCCAGUGACUGAUAGUGGGAGUGAAGAGUCAAAAGGUCCAAAAGAGAAAGCUCCUGUAAAAUUAGGUUGGGUGAUUGGUCCCGCGUUUCAUUGCAUGCUGAAUAUCUGGGGAGUCAUCCUGUUUCUCCGCUUGUCGUGGAUCACUUCUCAGGCAGGCAUCUUGUUGACCUGCCUUAUUGUCCUGAUGUCUGUGACGGUGAACACAGCAACCACCCUAUCUAUCUCUGCCAUCGCCACCAAUGGAAGAGUAGAUGCAGGUGGGACAUAUUUCAUGAUCUCCCGCUCUCUGGGUCCUGAGGUUGGCGCACCAAUUGGGCUGGUCUUUGCCUUUGCCAACGUUCUGGGUUGUGCGCUUAACACGGUGGGCUUUGCAGAGGUGGUUCAGGAUCUAAUGCAGAGCUAUGGUUCCGUCAUUAUCGAUCCCAUUAGCACAAUCCGUAUUGUGGGCGUGAUCACAGUGACUGGUCUUCUUCUCAUUUCACUGGCUGGCAUGGAGUGGGAGUCCAAGGCCCAGAUCUUGUUCUUUGUGGCCAUCAUGAUCUCAUUUGUUGCCUAUUUGGUGGGCACCUUCAUCCCUCCGGGGACAGUGAAAAAAUCCCAGGGCAUCUUUGGAUACCGCAGUGACAUCUUUGUAUCGAACCUGACACCAGACUGGAGAGGCGCUGAUGGCAACUUUUUCUCAAUGUUUGCAAUUUUCUUCCCUGCCACCACCGGCAUCCUCUCUGGAGUCAACAUCUGUGGAGACCUCAAAGACCCUGCUACUUCUAUCCCCAAAGGCACCCUCCACGCCAUUUUCUGGACUACAAUCAGCUAUUUAGUUAUUCCGUUAACUGUUGGGGCAUGUGUGAUACGGGAUGCUUCUGGAAAUGUCAAUGACACUCUGACUGCAAACAGCACUGGGACCUGUGUGGGGAUGGGAUGUAGCCAAGGCUGGAAUUUCACAGAGUGCACCCUGUCACAGUCAUGUCAGUAUGGUCUGGCCAACAAUUUACAGGUACUGGGCCAAGUUUCAGCUGUCUACCAUCUCAUCACUCUUGGUGUCUUUGCAGCCAGCUUGUCAUCGGCACUCAGCUUCCUAGUAUUUGCUCCUAAAGUCUUUCAGUGUCUGUGCCGAGACAACAUAUACCCAUACAUCGGACUUUUUGGAAAGGGUUAUGGGAAAAGUGAUGAGCCAUUCCGUGCAUAUAUCCUCUCUUAUGUGCUUUCCAUUGUCUUUAUUCUCAUUGCUGAGCUGAACAUCAUUGCAGCCUUGAUCUCCAACCUCUUCCUGUGCACAUAUGGCCUCAUCAACUUCAGCUGCUUUCACGCUACAGUCACCAACUCCCCUGGUUGGAGGCCUUCAUUUCGCUACUACAAUAAAUGGGUGGCUUUGUAUGGAGCAGUCAUCUCUAUAGUGCUGAUGUUCCUCUUGACGUGGUGGGCUGCUCUGGUCAUUUUCGGUGUCAUCAUCUUUCUGUUUGGAUAUGUCUACUACAAAAAGCCAAAGAUAAACUGGGGUUCAUCGGUCCAGGCAGGUACCUACAACAUGGCUUUGUCAUCCUCUGUCUCUCUUUCUGGAGUGGAGGAUCAUGUCAAGAAUUUUAGGCCACAGUGUCUUGUCCUGACUGGGCCCCCAAACCAGCGACCUGCUCUGGUAGACUUUGUUGGAUCCUUCACGGAGCACAUAAGCCUCAUGAUCUGUGGAGACAUCAUCAUGGAGCAGGAGAGGCAGACUCGACCACACGACGCCACAGACAGCAUGGUGAAGUGGAUGAAGAAGAGGAAGGUGUGCUCGUUUUAUACUCCUUUCACUGCAGAGAGCCUCAGAGUUGGAGCUCGACACUUGUUACAGGCCUCUGGUCUCGGCAAACUGAAGCCCAACACUCUGGUCCUGGGCUUCAAGUCAAACUGGAGGGAGACUGCUCCUGAAAGCACAGUAGAUUAUAUUAACACUAUAUAUGAUACCUUUGACCACAACUACAGUCUAUGUAUCCUGAGGAUGAUGGACGGCCUCGAUAUCUACAGCCACUAUGAAUUUGAAGUGAACCACGGGUUUGAGUCUGAUGAAUAUGCAGAAAAUGACCACAAGGAACAUAGUGAGAUGAAAUCAGUUGAGGACAUCUCAGACAAAGACGACAGCGAUCAGACCAGGACAGUGUUUCAGAGUGACCAGGGGAAGAAAACCAUUGACAUCUACUGGAUCGCUGAUGAUGGAGGUCUGACUCUGCUGGUACCUUACCUGCUCACCAGGAGGAAACGCUGGAACAGCUGUAAGGUCAGGGUCUUCAUCGUGGGAGAUGAACAGAACAUGGACGAACGACGUAAAGAGUAA